Telopea speciosissima is the source of this 1246-nucleotide messenger RNA. Its product is annotated as 50S ribosomal subunit assembly factor BipA-like. Lineage: Eukaryota; Viridiplantae; Streptophyta; Magnoliopsida; Proteales; Proteaceae. Gene Ontology annotation, cellular component: cytosol; ribonucleoprotein complex. The coding region runs from base 35 to 1246 and encodes 403 amino acids. Gene Ontology annotation, molecular function: GTP binding; GTPase activity. The transcript is spliced from 8 exons. The record is from RefSeq and is a predicted model, not a curated record.
CAAGAAUUAGGAUAGCCAUUUUCUGUCAAUAGAAAUGGUGGGUCCGUUGUUGCGCUCUCUCUGUUCUACAGCUCGUAAAUCUUUAUCAUCAUCUCCUUCCUUAAACUGUAAUCGAUUGGCAUCUCUUCUCAAAACAUCUCCCUUCCCACGCGUCCCCAAUCUAUCAAGGGGCUUCUCAGUCGCCCCUUCGCUUGCAUCUGCUCCAGCAACGGGGAACGCAUUAGACCCGAGCAGGCUUCGGAACGUGGCGGUCAUUGCCCAUGUCGAUCAUGGAAAGACUACUCUCAUGGAUAGGCUUCUCAGGCAGUGCGGCGCUGACCUUCCCCAUGAACGUGCACUCGACAAUAUCAGCCUUGAGCGCGAACGCGGCAUCACCAUCGCUUCUAAGGUUACUUCCAUCUCAUGGAAGGAAAAUGAGCUGAACAUGGUUGAUACUCCUGGACAUGCAGAUUUUGGGGGGGAAGUUGAGCGAGUUGUUGGCAUGGUUGAGGGGGCAAUUUUAGUUGUGGAUGCUGGUGAGGGUCCAUUGGCACAGACCAAGUUUGUUCUUGCAAAAGCUUUAAAAUAUGGAUUGCGCCCAAUACUCCUCCUUAACAAAGUAGACCGACCUGCUGUUACAGAGGAGAGAUGUGAUGAAGUGGAGAGCCUAGUUUUCGAUCUUUUUGCAAAUCUGGGUGCUUCAGAGGACCAGCUAGAUUUUCCUGUUCUUUAUGCUUCUGCAAAGGAGGGAUGGGCUUCCUCCACUUUUACCAAAGGUCCUCCGGAUGAUGCAAAAAAUAUGUCGCAAUUGCUUGAUGCCAUUCUAAAACAUGUUCCUCCACCCACGGCAAGCUUGGAUGAACCUUUCCAGAUGCUGGUUUCCAUGAUGGAACGUGACUUUUAUCUUGGACGAAUAUUGACCGGUCGUAUCUCGUCAGGAAUUAUUCGUGUUGGGGAUAGAGUGCAUGGUCUCCGUAAAACAGAUUCUGGUGUUGAGAAGAUUGAGGAAGGAAAGGUCACGAAACUUAUGAAAAAGAAGGGUACAAGCAUAGUUCUCAUUGAUAGUGCAGGAGCUGGUGAUAUAAUAUCAAUGGCUGGGUUGGCAAGUCCAUCAAUAGGUCACACAGCGUCAAAUGUGGAGAUCUUCAUGAUAGAAAAAAGAUUUACCCAUCUGGCGUACUUCAAAUUUAUUUUACUCUCAUCAGUUUUAAGGCAGAAAAGAUUUACAAAAACCCCCAAAAAUACAGUUGUUCGUACAACGCAUUAG